GCUGUGAUGAAAUAAUGUAAUAAAUGAUUUAGGUAAUUUUUAGAUGGGAUAUUCGCUUGGAAAAAAGUACUUUGGCACACUUUUGCCGUUUGUUUCUUUCGCCUGAAAACUUCCAUCAUCGUUUACACGCUCACAAACACCUGAGUUUCAGUGUUCAGCAUCUUCGUUGUCGACAACGACGUCAUCAUCGUCAUCGUCGUCGUCGUCGAAACGCAUCCAUUUAUUCAUCAUGUUACUUGGAAAAUUUUGCAUGAAAAGAGGAAGAAAUAUUUCGAUACGGCAACAACGUAGUUUCGUGUUGUGAUACGUUUAAGCAAGUUAGGUAGCAGGAUGAAAAAAAACUGUUCCAAACAGGAGAAAAGGAAAGAAAGAGAGAAAAGGCGAACGUAAUUUCCUAUGCUCUUUCUUGUUCUUUGUCGCGUAAUUUGAAUAUUCGAGUGAUGCCAUCAUUUCCAUUUCGUCAAUCGUCUCCCUAGCUCCAUGCCUCCCGAUUUAAUGCCUCUCUUACGAUCGCACGCACACACACCAAAACAAACACAAUCCACGACGACGGUAUAAAGAAUUUAUAAAUGAAUAUAUUUAAUCUGUGUUUGUGUGUGUGUCGUCGUCUUUUCUGUCGACAUUUGCUACGAAUGACGGAAAGAGAGAGAGAGAGAAGCAUUGAAAUGAAUACGUAAUACAUAAUCCCUUCCUGUAAUGGGAUGUUUUUCACUUGUACAAAAUGAAAAAUUAAAUUUUCGUCGAAUUAAAUUGUGUGCUUUGGUAUUCGCAAGCGCACAUCCAAAUAUGUAUCAAGGUUGAAACGUGUGGUACACGCUCUUCUUCAUCAUCAUGCUAACGAAGACGACGUUCGUUUACUGAUUGCUGCAAAUUCUGUUUGUGCAUUUACGGGCGUUUUUUCCCCGCUGUCUCUGUACAAACCAAGUAUCUCAAAUGUUACAUUUCAUCAAAAGGCAAAUGGAUUCCACACCGUGGAUUUUAUCAAAUAGAAGUUUGGUAAAUCUACGCAAAGCGGUCACAAAAGAAACAGAUACACGGCAAAUGUACGCAGACUGAGUGUCAAUGUGACGGAAAGAACUUUGUCGCCGCAUCGUGAUUUUUAGCCUGCCCGUACAUUUACAUCGCAAUUGAAACGUCCAUGUGCACAAUUCAUUGAGCAAAAGAUGACUUUUUGGUCGACGACGAUGACGGCGUCCGUUUGUUGUUUUUGCACAUUUUAAUGGGAUAAUGACACGAAUGCAUUAUGCAAAAUAUACAUUAAAAAGAAUGUCGCUAUCAUGUGAAUCUCAGUUCUUCCUCUAAAUCUCUCUUUCCUUCUCCAUCUCCCUCUCUUACGGGAACAUGAGUUCAUAAAAUUUGAUUGCUUUUUUGUUGGUGAAAGAAGAUUUUAUUUUUCCGUAAAUAAAAUUCAAGAGGACUAAAUAACUUGACCAUUUCAAAGUGUUGCAUCUCGCUUUACGUGGUUUUUUGCGUUAAAUCUUCUGCUGUGUAUUCAGUGGAAUUGAUUUAAAUCAUAAUGACCUCAAAUUCGCAAAAAAAAUCAUUACGCAUUUUGUUUGGCCUUUCGCUCCUACCACUUCAAUUCCGUAGUGCAGAAACUUAAAAAAAAACGCAACGUGCAAACGACUCGAAACGAAGAGAGCCACAGUAGCAAUUCGGUGGCAAACUGUACUUGAGAUUUAAAUGGAACAUAGGUUUCUUUUAUUUGGGCUUAAUGAUGCUGAGUACCGUUCGAGUGAUCAGGCUGGUCCGAGUGUUUGUGUGUAUUUUACACACAAAAACAAGCAUAUUGAGGGUUUGCUUUGUUUGGUAUUGAGCGCAUUAGUGGCAACAAUCAAUGAACGACCCUUCGUUCAAUUUGCCUCUUGUUCGUCGUCGUAGUCGCCGUUUUUUUUGUACGUGUGUGCCUUUUCUUUCCUGUUUCGUUUACGUUGAAGUGCAUUUUUGUUGCUGCACACACACUCUGCGCUAUUAUUAUGCAAAAUGGGGUUAGUGGCUUUAGUUAGCUGCUGUACAAUAAUCAGCCAAAUAAAUACGUUGUUGUUUUUUUUAUGAUGACGACUUAAGACCCCUUAUGCCACGUACAUGAAUGUUUCACAUAAAAUGUUGCAAGUGAGAAAAUAAUUGUUUUUGCUCUUGAGUUAAUGUGGCUUAAGUGAUGAAAAAAUGUUAUUACAAGGACUUUAGCACGAUGAUUUUUUCUUUUUUCGCUUUUCGUCGUGGUCGUCUUUUAAAAAUCUUUGGUUUUUCGGAAUGAAUGAAAAAAUUUACAUCUUAAAUGAAGCAAAAUGCUGUGACCAACCAAAGUUAUAAUGCAUGCUAAUGUUGCCACCGUUAAAUAGUGCAAAACGAGCAAACAGUUGUGUACAACGGUACCGCCCGUGGUUUCGGAAAUCAUUAUUACCCGUUACUACACCGAAUAACCGCACACCCGCAAACAAACAACGAAAUAUGCACCGUUCACUCCAUUGGAUUUACAUUCUUUUCACGAUUAACCGAAGCUGUUCCGCAUUGUUUUUUUUUUUUCGUCCACAGAACGCCCGAUUCCGGUGUGCUCAAAUUUUAUGUGGACCAUGGAGUGCUCACUUUGAGACUCGUUGAGGCUAUAUAGCAUAGACUGCUCGCUUUCAUAUCCUUUUCCUAUUAAUAGAAUUUUCCAUUUUUUCCCUCACCUCCUCACUACCAGGGCAAUUAAUUUUCAUGACAAAACAUAAGAUCUGUCCUAACUGGUAAAUCCAUUAGAUAAGCCGUAGGAAAAUUGAAAAGUCGGAAAAAUAAAUUAUAUUGACACCCUUUUACUCAAUUCACUAUAUUUUGUUCGGUACUCUCUUUGCCUCUCUCAAUCUAGAUCUCUCUCCCCAUCCCUUUUGAUUUCUUUAUUUCUUUCUAUCUUUCCUUCUUUCUCUCUCGGCAGCUCGGCACACACCACCAAAAGAAACCACUAAAUCAAUGAGCAAAGAAAACGAACGAGCAAAAAAAAAAUGAGAGCCAAAGCCAGAAAGGAAAAGUAUCCGGUUUUAGUUGAAAAUCCUUGCGUAAUAAAUGAAGCGCAAAGAGAAACUAAAUGGAAAUAAAUCAUCUGGAUUCGGUGUGGAUACGGCCACACACGCACACAUAUGCUCUGUCAUUUGCACAUGGAUCUGGCGAUCCCGAACCAUAUGCUGAAGCACUUGCAGAGCCGAUGCCAUUUAUUCUUAGAAAUUUGGGUUCAAUGGCUUCUUUAUCAGGAGGAUCCUCAUCUGGAUCUUCUUCAAGUUCCAACAAAGUCACAGUGAAACGGUGUCGUUGUCGCCGAAAAAAGUGUCCAACAACGAAAGCAACAUCUUCGUCGUCAUGCACAACCAUGAAAAGGUCAUGCCCAACCAUGAAAAGGUCAUGCAAAACGAAAAAGCCAUGCACAACGAGAAGGUCAUGCAAAUGUUGUUUCAUCAAAAUAAAAACCACAACGAGUACGACGACAAGCACAUCAUCAACUAGCACGACCGCUUCAACAGGGAUGUUUGAAGGUAAUCGUUUGCGCGGGAAAAAUGUUCUACUAAAUUUUAUGUAAGUAUAUUGAUAAGAUCAAGAUUACACACUGGAAUAACAUCAAGAGUUUAAAAAUGUGAAUAUCAUAAAGUUGACUCAUUCCUGAAAUGUGACAUUUUUCAGAUUAUCAAAAAUGUCGAAAACAAGAUUACUAAAAAUUUUACUUUUAUAUGAAUUAUUAGAAAUACUGAAAAUAUUAUUCAUACAGUAUUUUAAGAGCUCGAACCUAUGAUAUAUUUCAUUUAGCUAGAAAAAAAUAUUUUCACCGAAUUUGUUUGAGCGAACGUUUUUAUUUAGAACAACAACAACAGUCAAUAUUUGGUGAACUAAGGCCUUAAUCUAAAAUUUGAAAAUACAUUUUUUUUUUUUUGUUUCUUAGCAUUUGAAGAUAAUAUUCCCAAAAUUAGAGAGAAAUUUUUUCGUCUGGGCGGAUUCGAGUGAGGGAUAUUGAACUAAGUAUGGACGAUUUAGUCAAGAAAAAAUUUCUGUAUCAAUAUAAUGAGGUUUGAAUGCAUACAGAAUUUAAAGAAAAAAAUAGAAAAAUGACGUAUACUGAAUUUUACACGUUAGUUUUGACGUAAAAUACAUUUUAGCGAGGAUUUAUCCUCGUUUUCACCAAGAAGCAUUUGGCCACCUUAUUCAUAGAGAUCAUGCAAGGACGAUUGUUCUAAACUUUAGUAGGUAAAUGGUGCUGGCAUAGUAUCGUACAUAGUCGCAAUUUAUGCACUAAUGAAACUAUGUUUUCUGAGCACAGAGCAGUAGCAACGACCAUAAAAUAUAUGUAUUUCAUCAAGUUUAUCAAGUUCUUUCCAAGUUUAUGUUCGACACUUUUGUUUAAUCUCUACUAUCUAAAUGUACAGUAUUAAUUAAUUACGGGCACGGCGUUAGAUGGCGUUUUUUCUGGUCAAAAUUAUUGACAUUUCCCUUUUGACAUUGGCCAGCAACAAUCAAUAUUCAUCCACAUCUCAACAAUGUGAAUAAAUUCUUAUUCUUUUUCUCUUUGAAACUAAAUGGAUUAAAACGAAAAAAAAAUUAGGGUUUUGGAUAUUGCAUUUGUCUGGACUCCCUCUUCGCUACAAAAUCACUGAUUAAGGACUUUAUGAAGAGUGUCUGUCCAAGGACAGUGUUUCUGUCAUUUGAAUCAAUCGUGCUGCAGGGUUUUUUAAUGGCAUCAAGUCCAGUGAAAAUUGUAAAGUUCGAUAUCAUGUAGCAUUAUGUAGUUACAUUCACAUGUUGUGUCUUCGCUAUGUAUGUUGAAUCUACACAAAUCUUCAUUGCAUUUAACUGAUGAUGUUUCAAUUAUAAUAGUAUCGCAUGAUAGUAUCGCAUUAUCAAGCUUCAUUCUAAUAAUGUCAAAGUCCAAAUAAAUACCUAUAACAAUCCUAAUGUAUUUUUGCGACUUUUCUUCUACAUUUUGUGCUUACUUUAUUUUAAAAAAAACGAGCUUAUAAAUAACAAUGCAAUAAAAUCAUGGGAAUACCCAACAUUGGAGUUAAUUUCAGAAAUAUUUGAACCAUUGCAUAACAACACAUAUUGCUCAUUUGCAUAACGUUUAUUUUUAUCUCGGCGCGCGUGUUCGUUGCGUCUAGAAAAAUGCCAAUCACAUUAUUGAUAAAAUGAGUAAAUUCAAAUGAAUAAAUUAUGAUUACAUUCAUUUAUAUAUAAUAUGCAUUAUAUUAAACCGAUGAUGUCAAAGAAAUCAAUUCAGAAUAUAUAGAUAUAUAGCCAUAUAUGGCUAAUUAUA
Sitodiplosis mosellana (orange wheat blossom midge) is the source of this 5272-nucleotide messenger RNA. RefSeq lists its product as uncharacterized. The coding region runs from base 3065 to 3550 and encodes 161 amino acids. The transcript has 5 exons. Lineage: Eukaryota; Metazoa; Arthropoda; Insecta; Diptera; Cecidomyiidae. The record is from RefSeq and is a predicted model, not a curated record.